Molecule: messenger RNA, 1486 nt
Organism: Gilbertella persicaria
Lineage: Eukaryota; Fungi; Mucoromycota; Mucoromycetes; Mucorales; Choanephoraceae
Product: pyridoxal phosphate-dependent transferase
Exons: 4
Coding region: 72-1400 (442 amino acids)
Biological process (GO): biosynthetic process
Molecular function (GO): transaminase activity; pyridoxal phosphate binding
Source: RefSeq, a predicted model, not a curated record
AACAGAAACUUUCUUUCUUUCUUCUCCUAUCUUUCGGACCUCUUUUUUAAACUGAGCAUGAAUCAUCUUGAAUGAUUAUCCAUUAUAAAUGUCUGAAAUCUUUCUUCUUCUUUCCAUUUCUUGUCAACAUGGAUUACUCAAAGCAUAUCAGUGAACUCAGUAAAGCCAGAAACCCAUCAGCCAUUCGUGCCUUGAUGCCCUACAUGAAUCGCAAAGAUAUUAUUUCUCUUGGUGCUGGUCAACCCAAUCCCGCUACAUUUCCCUUUGCCAGUAUGUCUAUCACUUUAAAGACAGGAGAAACCAUUCAAAUUGAUGACGCUCUCUUUAGCCGUGCUUUAUCUUAUGAUAUGACUCCUGGUCAACCUCGCUUAAAUGAAUGGCUUUGUGAGCUUCAGCGUCUUGAACAUAAACCUCCUGUUGAUUUUGAUUUGACUAUUGGUGCAGGCUCUCAAGACCUUUUGGUCAAGGCCCUUGAAAUGAUGACUAAUCCCGGAGAAGCUCUUUUGGUCGAAAACCCUACUUAUACUGGUGCCUUGUCUUUCCUUGACACAAUUGACUGUACCUUGGCUGACGUUGCUACAGAUGAGUUUGGUAUUGUUCCUGAAUCUCUCGAGACUAUGCUUGCCAAUUGGCCUGAAAGUAACCCCAACGGAAGAAAAGAUCAAGCCCGUCCUCAUUGUCUCUACACAAUUCCCUCUGGUGGUAAUCCUACGGGUGUCACUGCCACCUUAGAACGUAAACAAGCUGUGUACAACAUUUGCUCCAAAUACGAUAUCAUGAUUUUAGAAGAUGAUCCUUACUACUAUCUGCAGUUUGACAAACAACGCACACCCUCUUAUCUUUCUUUAGAUGUUGAUGGUCGUGUCCUGCGUUGUGAUAGUAUGAGUAAGAUCUUGUCUUCUGGUCUUCGUAUUGGAUGGGCUACAGGUCCCAAGGUAUUGAUUGAACGUAUCAAUAUGCACACUAUGGUUACCAACUUACAACCUUCGGGUGUACCUCAAGCUAUGAUCUAUGGUCUUUUAGAGAAGUGGGGCUAUGAAGGCUUUUUUGACCAUGUCAGCCGUGUAUCUGACUUUUAUCGUGAAAAGCGGGAUCAAUUCUGUGAAUGUCUCGAACGUCGUAUGAAGGGUCGUGCUGAAUGGGCUAUUCCUACAGCUGGUAUGUUUGUUUGGCUCAAAUUGUUGGGUGGUAUUACAGAUUCCUAUGAUCUAGUCAUGAACAAGGUACUCAAAGAGAAUGUGUUGGCCAUUCCUGGUUUAGCAUUUAUGCCUCAAAAGAACAAGAAUUGUUAUGUUCGUGUUAGUUUUAGUAAUGUGUCUAAAGAAGAGAUGGAUGAAGCCUUGCGUCGUUUGGCUGUAGUCAUUGAUGCAGAAGCUGAAUCCAAUCAAAUCAAACAAUAAAUAAGAUUCCCCAUGUUCCAUUCAAUCGACUUAAAUGAAAAUACAGCCUCUUUUAAAAAUAUAUAUAUAUAUAUAUAUAUAUAUAU